Messenger RNA from Culicoides brevitarsis, 1586 nucleotides. RefSeq names its product PI-PLC X domain-containing protein 3. Bases 177 to 1226 code for a protein of 349 amino acids. NCBI's taxonomy places the organism in Eukaryota, Metazoa, Arthropoda, Insecta, Diptera, Ceratopogonidae. Gene Ontology annotation, biological process: lipid metabolic process. The record is from RefSeq and is a predicted model, not a curated record. Gene Ontology annotation, molecular function: phosphoric diester hydrolase activity. The transcript has 3 exons.
AUCUUUAUUUUUUAUUUUGGUUCUCAAUCGAGAAGCACCUUCCCGUGUCUUUAUGAGACAAAAACCCUUUUUAUGGACAACUUGAGGUCCUGUUAAACCGUUUGAAUUACCUCUUUGUGAUCAUCAGUCCGCGUCAUUCAAUCAAUGUCGUUGUAAAUAAAUAAAAAACCAAAGAUAUGAGUAGUGAAAAGCUUAAAGUGACACAACGUCUCUCCGAUGACCUGGAAAACUGGAUGCAAAAUCUCAAUGCGGAGGUGAAACGAUGUAUUCCGUUGAUAAAUCUGGCGAUUCCCGGGAGUCACGAUUCCAUGAGCUACGGAAUUAAUCGCAAAUCCAAACCAGCGCCCGAUGCCGAAAAGUCCAUGGUGUACGUUUACAAGUUUUUCCUGCCCUGUGUCGUUCGUAGAUGGGCCCGCACCCAAAAACUUUGCACAACGGAACAAUUAAAGUCAGGAAUUCGUUUUCUUGACUUGCGCGUGUCCAAAAAAGGCAGUGAAUACUACUUCGUUCACGGGCUGUAUUGCGAGGAGGUCGAAACGCCGCUCGAGGAAAUGCGAAAUUUCCUAGAUGAUCAUCCCGAUGAGUUCAUAAUUCUCGAUUGUCAGCACUUUUAUGACUUUACCCCAGAGGAUCAUUUGCGUUUCAUGCAAAUCCUGGAGAAAACGUUCGGCACUCGAAUUUACGAGCGAAAAGGAACACUGCUCGAGUUGACAUUGGAUCACGCGGUGACGCAACGCAAACAAGUACUUAUCGUGUAUCGAGAAAUGCGCCAUGUUUCAGGAAAAUUUUGGUAUUCCGCUGAUUGGCCGACACCUUGGCCCAAUACAGUGAAUUUUGAGAAGCUGGUGAAUUUCCUCGAUGACACGCUGGAACAACGGGCUCCCACAACCGGAUUUACCUCGCAAAUUGUCUUGACACCGGAUGCGAAAUAUAUCGUGCCGCGCUUCUUGUUUUCCCUAAAAAGUCGUCUUGCAAAACCGUUAUUGAAGAAAAUUAAGCAUUGGCUGCAGGAACAGCAACCAGGACCGUUCAUUGAAGGCGAAAAACCAACAUGCAACGUCUUCUUAGCCGACUUUGUGGAUAUCAAAAACAGCGAUUUUUGCAAAAUUGUCGUGGACUUGAACGAGAAAAUCGAUUUGAAUUCCGAAAUUGAUAUUAUCGAUUGCUGGCAAAUCACGGAUCACUUUGAGGCACCACCGCCAGAAAUGGACAUGACUUUCGAAUAAUAUUCUAAACUCUAAUUUGUGAGCUUUAACAAUCAUCAUAACGUAACAUGACGACUGCGGUGUAGUUUUCUGCAAUGCAAUUUUUAAUCGUUCAUCUGUGGUUUUUCAUCACACGAAACACACACAAAUAUUUAAGCCUAAAAUACGGGAUUUGAGUGACUAAAAGUAUUAAUUGUGGUUUUUCAAAUGUUUUGUACUCUUAACAAGACUUUUUCUAUAUUCAAACAAAGUUUGAACGUUUUAUUUACACAUUCCAACACGUAUGGAACUAAAUAUUAUCAAAAAUAUAUGCUUUAAAAGGAAUUUUUAGAAUGGUUUUAUUCACACGCAACUUUCUUUUCGUCUGUCAUUCCUGACAAA